AUGGCAACUGCUAUCCGUACAGCAAGUAGCAGCAGUACGCUGAAGCAACUGUUAUCCGAACUAAAAGCCAUUCGUUCCGGCGAGGGUUCCAGUGCAUACUCACUGGCCACCAAGUACAUUACGGAUCAGUAUCGGCGUUUCGAAACGACGGAACAACAACACUGUCGCGCGAAGGAGGAACUGCAGUUUACGGCGCAAACGUAUCGAUGCUAUCUGGAAAGCUUACGGAAGCUGAAGGAUUUAAACGAGAGCUAUCGCGGUAAGGGUGAACGAAGUAUCCGCGAUACAGCGGAUAUGGUGGGCUUUAAGUUACCGCAUGAUUCCAAGUAGAGGUGUAUUUUCAUCAUAAAAAAGCGAAGUAAAAGUAAAACUUAAACAUAACAUAACUUAA
This is a messenger RNA of Anopheles funestus (African malaria mosquito), 391 nucleotides long. Its product is annotated as protein FMC1 homolog. Gene Ontology annotation, cellular component: mitochondrion. Bases 1 to 330 code for a protein of 109 amino acids. Lineage: Eukaryota; Metazoa; Arthropoda; Insecta; Diptera; Culicidae. The transcript has a single exon. The record is from RefSeq and is a predicted model, not a curated record.